This is a messenger RNA of Verticillium dahliae VdLs.17, 2904 nucleotides long. RefSeq lists its product as uncharacterized. The transcript is spliced from 5 exons. The coding region runs from base 1 to 2904 and encodes 967 amino acids. The record is from RefSeq and is a predicted model, not a curated record. NCBI's taxonomy places the organism in Eukaryota, Fungi, Ascomycota, Sordariomycetes, Glomerellales, Plectosphaerellaceae.
AUGGCUACCACUAUCACGCCUGCGCAGGCAGAGCUCAUCAGCUCCCUCGCACCCGAAGAUAUCCCCACGAAGCUGCGAUGCGCCAUCUGUAGCAAGCUGGCCGUCAACGCCUAUCGUCUGCCCUGCUGUGAGCAAGCCAUAUGCGAGAACUGCCAGACAACACUGCCAUCGGCCUGCCCGGUAUGCGAGCACUCGCCCGUCUCCGCCGAGGACUGCACGCCGCACAAGUCCCACCGCACGACGAUCCGCGUCUUCUUGCGCACCCAGGAGAAGAAGCGCGAGGAAAAGGCCAAAAGAGAUGCCCGGGACUCGGCCCCCGUGACCCCAGUCGAUGCGAAACCCGUCGUGUCGCUGCCUGCUACCGCCUCGCAGUCGCCUGCUGUUGACGUGGCACCCGACUCGAACAAUGCUGCCGCGCCAGCCGCCGCCGCGCUGUCGAGCCAGGGCGCCGCUGCACAGUCUGGUGACGGGACGCAGUCGACGGAAAUGGAGACGGCGCCGACGGCAUCAAAUGCUGCCGAGUCUUUAACUCAGGACAGUGUUUCUAUCGAACAGCCGGCCGGCGGCCAUCUGCAUUCCGACACCGACGCUGCCGCUGCCUCACAAGAGGUCGUAACACAGAAUAACGAGAACGCUAUUGGUGAGACUGCGGUUCAGACUACUACUGAAGGCGAUGCCGACGCAGAUGCCGAGAAGAACGGCGACCAGGCCGAGGCGGACGAUACGACCAGCAACCAGAAUAUGAUGAACGGAGGGUUCAGCAUGAGUUUUGGCAAUGGCGGCGAUUAUAAUCAGAUGCAAAUGAUGAUGGCCAUGCAGAACGGAAUGGCGCCCAACGCGUUUGGCUCAUUUCCCAUGAUGGGAAUGGGCAUGGGCAUGGACCCCAUGGCGAUGCAGAGCAUGUACAUGAACGGCGGCUUCAACCCUCAAGGCAUGGGUAUGGGAGGCUUCGGAGGUGGUUACGGUUCGGGUUCCAAUAACUGGAACGGACAGCAGUCAUGGAAUUUCGGCCAAGAUAAUUACAAUUCUGCAAGUGCUGCUGGCAUGGGAUCGGGUGACUUUGGAGCAUAUAACUCUGGAUUCCAGCCAGGCUACAAUCAAGGUGCUUAUGGUCACAAUGACUACCGUCGCAACGCCAACAACAACUUUGGGUUCCGAGGACGCGGACGAGGCCGCGGGUUCUACGGUGGCCAGGGCCGCGGCGGUUAUCAACAGUAUGGCCAGGCCUCUGCCUACGACAGCAUGCAGCAACAACAGCUGCAGCAGCAGCAAUACGGACAAGCCGGAGCAGCACAAGGCUCGGGUGCCGGCAACAGCCAAGGCAACCAGACGCAGGCAGCCAAUGUUGACGAGUUUGGACGCGAGAUCAGAGCUGAAGACUCACAGGAACAGAGCGCAGCAGGCGAGGCCAAGGCCGGCCAGGAUGCGACCGAGCAUGACGAGGCUGGCAACCCCAAUAGCAAGGGCGAAGGAACCGCCGUAGCGUCGCAGGAGACCUCUGGCCAGAACGUCGUAGGCAACGGAACAUCUGCCGCCUACAGUGGUGAUGCGUCGGCCGGGGGCUACGGGCCUGCCGGCUACGGUAACAUGCCACACGGCCGCCCUGACCAGAUGAUGGGCGUGUACACGCCGCCCGUGCCAGACGUGCCGCUGAAUGCGCCCACCGGUCCCAAGGCCAUGCGCCGCGGACUGCCUAACACGAGCAUGCACAACCUGCGCGCCCUCGGCUACCAGGUCGAGGAUGGACGCGACCGUAGCACCUCUGUGAACGGUACUGGGCUGCCGAGCCCGCGUGAGGACCGACACAGGUCACGCAGCGCAUCAACCGCCCAGGUCAAGGACCAGCAGACCCAAGACGCGGCCAGUCGUCGCGAUGGCAGCCGAGGUCGCGAACGAGAGGACCACGACAGCAAGCCCGACCACGAGAAUGGCGCUGCGGCGGCUCCCGAACCUGCCGUCUCUCGGACUGCCAGCAAGAGCCGUAGUCGCAGUCGCAGUCGUAGCCGCGACCGUGACCACAACCGCAGGAGUGAUCAGCGACACCGGCGCCGACGCCACCGUUCCACGUCACGAUCGGGCGAUGAGCGUACGGAUGACCACCGCCGCCACCGGCAUAAGGGCCGAAAGCAGGAGGACGAUCUUGAGGAGGAUACCAGAUCGCGCUACAAGGAUGAUGACGGCAACGGCGGCGAGAGGACGAGGUCGGCUUCGCCUGCUGAAUCGAAGCGAUCUGCCCACCGCAGCCGCCGGGACCGCGACGACCGGCGCCGGGACAAGGACCGCGACCGCGAGCGUGAGAAAGAGAGGCAUCGCGACGACGAGGAGCACGAUCACCGCCACAAGUCUAGUCGACGCUCACACCGUGACCGUGAUCGUGAACGCGAUCGGGAUAAGGAUCGCGGCACCCAAGACCGUGACCGCGACCGUGACCGCGACAGGGAACGGGAUCGCGAGCAUGACGCCCGGGAGCGGAGCGAUCGCAACCGGGAUCGCGAGAAGGACCGCGACAGCAGAGACAAGGACCGCGAUCGACGGAGGCGCGAUAAAGACCGACACCGUAGCAGCCGGAAGCAAUCUGCUGGGCCGUCCAACUCGACCGACAAGGGGUUCAACCCGCCGACCGGUCCCAGGUCGGGUCCCGAGUCGACGAGCGGCGCCAGCAAGACGAAGGACCCGCACGCGUUGGAGCGCGAGGCGCGCGACAGAGAGAGGCUUCUCCGGGAGACGCAGCGCAUGGCCGGGCUCGCGUCGCUCGCGGGGUCGAAGCGCGGGCGGGGCGGCGGUGACGAUGGCGACGAGGGCAAGCGGAGUCGGCGGAAAGGGCGACGAAGCGAGACGGUGGGCGGUGACGACGAGGACAGGAUGCGCAGGCUCGAAGCCGAGCGGGAAGGCGGACGCUGGUGA